Molecule: messenger RNA, 936 nt
Organism: Helobdella robusta
Lineage: Eukaryota; Metazoa; Annelida; Clitellata; Rhynchobdellida; Glossiphoniidae
Exons: 2
Cellular component (GO): plasma membrane
Source: RefSeq, a predicted model, not a curated record
AUGCAGCUACGGAAAGCCAAACAAGCAGGAAACCCCGUGAAUAUUAUUUGUGAAGAUUUUGCACUCCGUUCAAGAUAUGUCAUUUUGCACCCGUCGGAUGAAAAGUUUGGCUACGAUGGAUUCUUUCCUUCACUGUUGGAAGUAUAUGAAGUUAGUUGCGGUGUCUUGAACGGAAGAUCUUAUGGCCAAAAAUAUGACUACAUCGGCUGCUUUCAAUGGGUUCGAUCACCUUUAUUCGAAAUUCAUGAUGAUGUCGAAGAUUGUGCUGCCAAUUGCAAGUUUACGAAUCCAUUUAAUAACAUGAUCGGCUUGAAGAACGGCCGCGAAUGUCACUGCGUAAGCGGGGUCAGUUCGGCAGUGGCUUCCUGGCGGUGCAACAUGUUCUGUAAGAACUUCUCAUGCGGUGGGGUUGAGUUUUAUUCAGUUUAUAAAAUUCAACCACGUCAGGAACACGACAUAUAUUAUUGCCAUGUGCAUCCGGAAAAUUCAGAGAACGCCAUAUAUUCACGAAAUUUUGACAAUCUGGAUAGCCUUGAAAUGUGUGCACAUUUCUGUUUGGAAAUGAACAUGACAUUCUUUAGGAAGACAAUAUUUUAUAAUAAAUGCAACUGUUUCCAGGAGGUCAAAUAUGCACUUUAUUUUCGCUCAGCCGAUGAAAGCUUCCACGCUGUAUUAUGCUCCAAAAAUGAAGCAGAAAUUUGUGAAUAUUAUUUUGAAUCUCUUAGAAAUCUGCCGACUAUAUUUUCAACGCGUUUAUUUUACGAAUUCCAGAGAGGAGUAUCAACGUUCUCUCACUGCAAAACCAUAAACUAUGAAAUACAAGAAAGGUGUCCAGAAGGUUGUAGUGAAGGCUGGAAGGGAGAUUCGUGCAGAGAAAGAGAUUGUACGAGGAACAAUGGUGACUGUGGUGACGAGAUGAAAUGUAUUGAGUCCACG